Messenger RNA from Cygnus atratus (black swan), 1668 nucleotides. It is a transcript of the gene GJA9, whose product is annotated as gap junction protein alpha 9. The coding region runs from base 112 to 1668 and encodes 518 amino acids. The record is from RefSeq and is a predicted model, not a curated record. Gene Ontology annotation, biological process: cell communication. Gene Ontology annotation, cellular component: connexin complex. The transcript has 2 exons. Lineage: Eukaryota; Metazoa; Chordata; Aves; Anseriformes; Anatidae.
AUGGCUCCGUCUGAAAGGACUACGUUCAUGAUGCAAAGCCUGCCUAUGCCCAGCAUUAGAACAAGCAGCGUUUUGCAAUCAAAUUAAUAGUGUUAAGAUGGCAGAAUAACCAUGGGAGACUGGAAUUUCCUUGGAGGCAUUUUAGAGGAGGUCCACAUUCAUUCCACCAUUAUUGGGAAGAUUUGGCUCACUAUCCUCUUUGUAUUUCGAAUGCUUGUCCUCGGAGUGGCAACUGAGGACGUCUGGAAUGACGAACAAUCAGAAUUUAUCUGCAACACUGAGCAACCUGGCUGUAGAAACGUGUGCUAUGAUGAGGCCUUCCCUAUCUCCCUCAUAAGGUACUGGGUCUUGCAAGUUAUCUUUGUGUCUUCCCCUUCUUUGGUGUAUAUGGGUCAUGCCUUAUACAGACUAAGAGCCUUAGAGAAAGAGAGACAAAAGAAGAAAGCUCAGGUAAGAGCGGAGCUUGAAAGCACUGAAUUGGAAAUGACCGAAUAUCGGAAAAGGCUGGAGAGAGAACUCCGGCAACUGGAUCAAAGGAAGCUGAACAAAGCACCCCUGCGAGGCUCUUUGCUCUGCACUUACGUGAUACAUAUUUUCACUAGGUCUGCAGUGGAAGUUGGUUUUAUGAUUGGGCAAUAUCUGCUUUAUGGGUUUCGGCUGGAUCCCCUUUACAAAUGUCAGAGAGAUCCAUGUCCAAACGUCGUUGACUGCUUUGUAUCAAGACCGACAGAAAAGACAGUGUUCAUAUUAUUCAUGCAAUCGAUAGCGACUGUGUCGUUGGUUUUAAAUGUCUUGGAAAUUAUCCACCUAGGAUUACGAAAAAUUAAAAUGGGUCUUUGUGGGCAGGAGGAAAACAAGGGUGGCCAUGGCAAUUUCUACAUAAACAAAUCUAAGAAAUACUCUGUGAUACCACGCUCUUCUUUGGGAAUACCUGCAACCCCUCCAAAAACUCUUCCUUCUGUACUUAGUGGUUAUGCAUUUUUAAUGGAAAAGCAAACCGACACUGCCAUCUACCCGGUUCUAAAUUCUCCUCCCAUGUUUCAGUCUAUCCAAAAUAACCAUACAGAAAAUAGCAGCAACUACACUCAUCACAAUCAGGAAAAUAAAUUGCCGAGGAAAAGGCCAGCUACAAGUGCUUUAAAUGAUCAGAAUCAAAAUAUUAGCACAAAUAAUGAGGCCUUGCCUAGCAGGCCUGAGACUGAAGCAAAUAAUUCUCAGAAAGAAGCUGAUCAGAAACAUUUCCUUGCUGGUACACAGAAUGCAGAUACAGCUCCAAGUAUGUGCUUGAGAAGCUUUGCUGAAAUGCCAUCGCAACCGUCUCUGCAACCUUGCACUUUUCCAGCUGCCAGCUUCAGAAGGCAGCAAGGAAUCGUUUCCUCCUGGAACUGCUCCGCAGCCGUCGAGAGUGCCGGCUCUUCCACGAAUUCUCUCACAAAGAGCAGCAGCAGAAGACAAAGCAGUCUCAGUGCAAACCAAGGCCAGCCACCUUCCAAAACCGACAUCAGAAAUCCCAGCCGCCCAGACACUCCCGACUCCGUCGGGGAGGCGAGCUCCGGCUCCCACCAGAGCAGGGGCUGCAGCAGCCCCCAGCUGCUCCCCGUGUCCGGGCGCCCGUCCCUGUCCAGCAGUGCCGGCAGCCGGCGUGCCCCCACCGACCUGCGCAUAUAG